This is a messenger RNA of Hemiscyllium ocellatum (epaulette shark), 1376 nucleotides long. Its product is annotated as cytoplasmic phosphatidylinositol transfer protein 1-like. Gene Ontology annotation, cellular component: cytoplasm. Gene Ontology annotation, biological process: phospholipid transport. Lineage: Eukaryota; Metazoa; Chordata; Chondrichthyes; Orectolobiformes; Hemiscylliidae. The transcript has 10 exons. Bases 475 to 1293 code for a protein of 272 amino acids. Gene Ontology annotation, molecular function: phosphatidylinositol binding; phosphatidylinositol transfer activity. The record is from RefSeq and is a predicted model, not a curated record.
CUGUGUUAUGUAAGGGAGAUACCCAGUACCUGAAACAGGAAAUACGCCGACUUCGCUUUUAUCUGGGAAAGGAAAGACUGAAGGAACAAGAAAGUCCUGCCGUGGCGUUGCGACUUAACACAUUCUUACAUUUUUUUGGUUAAUGCAUAGUAAGGUUGUCUUACCAAUGACUCUGCUGGAAUGAAAGCGAUUUCUUCUUUGAUUUCUCUUCGUUAAACAAGAUACAGUUACAGUAAUGCUCGCAAAGGAGCUGUUUCUGUGUAUUCCGACUGUCUGCAUUCACAUGAUCUGAACUUGAAACUGGACCUGAAAGAUAGCGAAGACUCAAUUGUGUUUUGAUGCAUGAACCUUCAGAAGCUAAGAAAGGGUUGAUUCGUUUCACCCCAUAAACUGUGCAGUGACUACGUUCGAAAUACAGUAAAUCGAGUUAUAUUGCGAGUUUCUGGGAAGGAAAGAGUCUUACGAGGAAGGACUAUGUUGGUGAAGGAGUUCAGGAUUUGCAUGCCCCUGACAGUAGAGGAGUACAGAAUUGGACAGCUGUACAUGAUCAGCAAGCACAGCCAUGAGCAGAGUGACAGAGGAGAGGGUGUGGAGGUCGUGCAGAAUGAGCCUUACGAGGAUCCUACACAUGGCAGUGGCCAGUUUACAGAGAAGAGAGUUUACCUCAACAGCAAACUCCCUAGCUGGGCUAGGGCGGUGGUUCCGAGGAUCUUUUACGUCACUGAAAAGGCCUGGAAUUAUUAUCCAUAUACCAUCACUGAAUACACAUGCUCAUUUUUACCAAAGUUCUUCAUUCAUAUAGAAACAAAAUAUGAAGAUAACAAUGGUUCAAAUGACAAUAUCUUUGAUUCUGAGGCAAAAGACAUCGAAAGGGAUGUGUGUUUCAUUGAUAUUGCUUAUGAUGAAAUUCCUGAUCGUUAUUACAAAGUCUCUGAGGACCUCAGGUAUUUUAAAUCAGAGAAGACACAGCGAGGCAUGCUGAAAGAAGGCUGGAGGGAAAGUCAGAAGCCAAUAAUGUGUUCUUAUAAACUGGUGACUGUUAAAUUUGAAGUCUGGGGACUUCAGACAAGAGUCGAGCAAUUUGUACACAAGGUUAUCCGGGAUAUACUGAUGAUUGGCCACCGACAGGCUUUUGCCUGGGUAGAUGAAUGGUAUGAUAUGACUAUGGAUGACGUACGGAAUUAUGAGAAAAAUAUGCAUGAACAAACGAACAUAAAAGUUUGGUUUGAUCAGCCUUCCACAAAUUCUCCUUCCGCGGAUGAAAUACAGAGUGAUGGCAACGCAAGCACAUGACAAUGAACGAAGUUCGAGAAUUUGAACGAGCAACUCAGGAAGCAACCAACAAGAAAAUUGGAAUUAUUCCUCCUGCAAUUACU